AUGGUGGGACGUGGGUACCCAGAGUUGUGCCGGGGAGAGGGGUCGGGCCCAGGCGGGCACGAACGGGAAGUGGUGGCGCAACCGGAGCCGCCGCUAGGAGAACAUGGCGGGGGAGUGAGGAGAGCCGCCAGCAGCUCCCGGUGUUGUUACCCGGGCGCGACCCGCCCACUUCCGCCCCCGCGCCAACCGCCGUGCCCUGACGGCGCCAGCACCGCCCCUCCUCGCCGCCCCCCGCCAAUCGCGGUGGAGCGGCGGUCUCUCUGCCGUCGCUCCAGCCAAUCGGAAGCGACACAAACACUAGGGGCCACGCCUCCCUUGGAACCGCCCAAUCCGGACGGGCACGCCCCGGUCUCCGAGUCACGGGCUCGCAGUGCGCGGCGAGAGGGCGGUGCCCACCGGCCAAUCGGGAUCCGCACGGACAAAUUAGGCCACACCCACGCGGGCCGCGCAGCCAAUCGCGGGAGACGUAAACAGGCGUCGGCGCGCCCCCCGGUGGGCGGUGGCGGCGGGCGGGCAGCGUCGCUCGCCAUGGAGGAGCCAGGCCCGGCCGCCGCGCCGCCGGAGGGGCGGGGGCGGGACGAGCGGAGCCUGGAGGCGCUCAGUCUGGCUGGUGGCGGAGGGGCAGCGGCGGUGGGGCGGCAGCUGCCGGAGGGGCGGCGGGCGACGCUGGCGAGCGCCCUGGAACUGGAGGGGACGGUGCUGCGCGAGGGGCGCCUCACCCAGUUCGUAGCCAACAACCUGGAGCGGCGGAUCCGGCUGAGCGGCGCCCCGCGGGGUGAACCUCCGGCGGGGGGCGGCGGGUCCUCCAUCCCCGCCAUCGACCCCGGGGCGCUGCAGGACGUGGUGGCUCUGGCCGGGCAGGUGGCGGCGCAGGUGGACGAGCUGCUGCGGAACGUGCACUGCGGGCUGCAGGCCCUGACGGCGCUCAGCGUCGGCUGCAUCCAGACCUACCGCGACGGCGUGGAGAGCCUGGGCGAGGCGGCCGACCUCAGCAUCCGCGCCAUGUACGCACUGGUGGCGCGCUGCGAGGAGCUGGACCGCGCCAUGCAGCCCGUGCCCGCCCUGGCCAAACGCAUCCGUGACAUGAAGGGCACGCUGGAGCGGCUGGAGGGGCUCUGCAAGUAGUUGCUCCCGCCGCCGCCCCCCCUCCGGUGCCGGCAGCGGGGGCCUGGGGCUGCUGCUCUGUCGCUCCGGCGGCCCCACCGCUCACGGCGUCCGCAGCUCCCACCUGCGCAUCCUCGCUCGCUCCCCCCGUGCGUGACUUGCCGGCAUCAAUGGCCAGAUCGCCUGUGUUGAUCUGGACGAAGGGAAAUUUUUGCGACCGACGAAGGAAAAGGUCCCGGUUGAAAACCGCGGGGUAAAUGGCAGAUGGUGCUUUUUAGCUUCAGCUCCAUUAAAGAUUUUGGAUCCCACAUGCCUUACGCUUUCUAUUUAUUGAGGGCUAAGAGAAACUAACGAGUCUUAAUUAAAAGUAGCUGUUUUUUUUUUUUUAAUUGUAAAUUCAUGUGAGUAGCUUCUUGAUGCUUACCGGCAUAUGUGCUUAUUUGUAGCUGAUUUGGUGCCUGAAGAGCACCCAGUUCUCAUCUAUGCUGUUACAGCAAAUAAACUCACAGAACACCACUGUUUCUUACGGGACACAAUUUUAAGAUAAGAGUAAGUUUAAUACAUGUAGCAAAGACGCUGGUUUUCUGAGACGAAUAUAAAGUCCAUGAAAGAUAAUUGAGAUUCAGAUAAGAACAAAUCCAUAAGCAAAGUUCUAAAUAAAAGCCUUCAGAUUAAAUGUG
Messenger RNA from Pseudopodoces humilis (Tibetan ground-tit), 1784 nucleotides. RefSeq names its product BLOC-1 related complex subunit 6 (gene BORCS6). The record is from RefSeq and is a predicted model, not a curated record. NCBI's taxonomy places the organism in Eukaryota, Metazoa, Chordata, Aves, Passeriformes, Paridae. Gene Ontology annotation, cellular component: BORC complex. Gene Ontology annotation, biological process: lysosome localization.